Molecule: messenger RNA, 1212 nt
Organism: Durio zibethinus
Lineage: Eukaryota; Viridiplantae; Streptophyta; Magnoliopsida; Malvales; Malvaceae
Product: sphinganine C4-monooxygenase 1-like
Biological process (GO): lipid biosynthetic process
Molecular function (GO): iron ion binding; oxidoreductase activity
Source: RefSeq, a predicted model, not a curated record
GUUAAUGAGUGAAUCUAAAAAUUAUUAUUACUAUUAUUGCUUCACUUCCCAUUUUACAUUUUAAAAACUUCAACCACUAUCAACUAUGAGUGGAGUAUUACAUAUAUAGAAUAAAUGUUUACAAUAUAUAUAUACCACAUUUUCAUUGUUGAUCAUCUUAAUUUUAAGCCUUUAAAGGUCUCCCUCUCUUCCCAAGUUUGAAGGAAGUGCAAUUAGGUUCAAAAUUGUCAUGGCUUUGACUACAUCAGAUGAAUUGCUGGCCAUUUUCAUGCCAGUUGUUGUUUACUGGAUAUACUCAGGGAUGUAUGUGAUCUUCGAGUGGCGGUUUGAGAAUUACAGGUUGCAUUCCAGGAAAGAACAGGAGGAGAAGAAUUUUGUACCCAAAAAGACAGUCAUCAAAGCUGUUCUUCUCCAGCAAACCUUUCAGUCUAUAGCGUUAUUCCUCAUGUUUAAGGUGACAGGAGGAAAUCAUGAUGUUGGGGCUUCCAAAGGACAAGCAUCUUCCUAUAUUGUUAUUGCUAUGCAAUUUGUUGUAGCUAUGCUGGUUAUGGAUACUUUACAAUAUUUUAUACAUAGAUACAUGCACUACAACAAAUAUUUUUAUCGGCACUUCCAUUCUUACCAUCAUCGGAUUGUUGUGCCCUAUGCAUAUGGAGCUUUCUACAAUGAUAAUGUUGACCGCCUUCUCGACGCCAUUGGUACAGCCUUAGCUGCUUUCCUCGCUGGCAUGUCUCCUCGAACUUCCACCUUUUUUGUCUGCUUAGCCACUAUCAAAGCAGUGGAUGACCAUAGCGGGAUGUUGCUCCCUGGAAACCCCUUUCAUAUCUUCUUUUGGAACAACUCUGCAUUUCAUGAUACGCACCAUCAGCUUUGUGGUGGCAAAUACAACUUCUCAACCCCAUUCUUCGUGAUGUGGGAUAGAAUUAUGGGAACCUAUAUGCCUUAUUCAAUUGAGAAAAGAGCAGAAGGGGGCUUCGAAGUACUAGCUACAAAAGAGUUGAAGGAUGAUUGAUCAUUAAUGAGUUUUGCAAUGAACGCACUCUAUAUGCACUUAUUUGCUUUUCUUUUGGGUUUGAUUGUAAUAUAAACUAGAAAUAUGCCAAUGCUUCAUUGCAAAAACUCAUAGGUCUAUGUUAUUAGUUAUGCUCUUUUAAAAAAAUUAUGAUGUUGUAUUGUUUUAGUACUUGCCUAAAAACUCAGUUUUUAUGAUCA